Quercus robur (English oak) is the source of this 1502-nucleotide messenger RNA. Its product is annotated as probable polygalacturonase. Lineage: Eukaryota; Viridiplantae; Streptophyta; Magnoliopsida; Fagales; Fagaceae. Gene Ontology annotation, molecular function: polygalacturonase activity. The annotation marks the transcript as partial. The record is from RefSeq and is a predicted model, not a curated record. The transcript has 4 exons. Gene Ontology annotation, biological process: carbohydrate metabolic process.
GUACAGGUUCUCUCAGCGAUUGUGAUCUUGGGAAUGCUAAGUUUAAGAGUUGCAGAAUGCAGUUUACCUAGCAAAAAAUUAGCGUAUCAGGCAAUAAAUUGUCGAAAGCAUACUGCAGUUUUGACUGAUUUUGGAGCAGUUGGUGAUGGAAAAACAUUAAACACAAAGGUUUUUAAUGCUGCAAUUCGUAAUCUAAGCAGAUAUGCAUCGGAUGGUGGGGCACAACUUAUUGUACCACCUGGAAGAUGGUUAACUGGAAGCUUUAAUCUCACCAGCCAUUUCACCCUUUUUAUUGAAAAAGGUGCUGUUAUUCUUGGAACACAGGAUGAGUCACAAUGGCCUCCUCUUCCUGUGUUGCCUUCUUAUGGAAGAGGAAGGGAUGCACCUGGUGGACGGUUAAGCGCUCUAAUUUUCGGUACAAAUCUCACUGAUGUCGUAAUCACAGGUAACAAUGGCACGAUUGAUGGCCAGGGUUCUACUUGGUGGACGAAGUACCGUGCCAAGGAAUACAACGUGACGCGACCAUACAUGAUUGAGCUCAUGUACUCCAAUCAAAUCCAGAUAUCUGAUCUCACUCUACUUGACUCUCCAUCAUGGUUUGUCCAUCCCAUCUACAGCAGUAAUAUAAUAGUCAAAGGGCUCACAAUCAUUGCAUCAAUUUAUUCAGCUAAUACCGAUGGGGUAGACCCAGAUUCAUGCUCAAACGUUCGUAUCGAGGACUGCUACAUAGUCUCAGGUGAUGACUGCAUUGCCGUGAAAAGUGGUUGGGAUCAAUAUGGAUACAAAGUUGGAAUUCCUACACAGCACCUAAUCAUUAGAAGGGUUACCUGCAUUUCUCCUUUCAGUGCUCUUAUUGCUCUAGGCAGCGAAAUGUCUGGUGGAAUCCAAGAUGUUAGAGCUGAAGACAUCACAGCCAUUGAUACCGAAUCAGCUGUCAGAGUUAAGACUGCUCUUGGAAGAGGAGGUUAUGUCAAGGACAUCUAUGUAAGAAGAAUGACCUUGAAGAACAUGAAGUAUGCUUUCUGGAUGGCAGGCAAUUAUAAUCAACAUCCAGACGAUAACUUCGACCUGAAAGCAAUUCCAGAGAUUAAUGGAAUUAAUUAUCGAGAUGUGGUGGCGACGAACGUUACUUUUGCAGGAAGACUUGACGGAAUUACGGGUGAUCCCUUCACUGGAAUAUGCAUUUCUAAUGUGACCAUGACUAUGAAUCUGAAGGAAGAUAAACUACCAUGGAAUUGUACUGAUAUUGCUGGAGUGACAAGCAAAGUGACUCCUAAGCCAUGUGCUUCGUUGCCUGAGAAGCGAGGUGUGAAUUGUGCCUUCCCCACUGAUAGGCUGCCCAUUGAAGAUGUUCAGUUGAAGACUUGUUCUUCCGCGUAAUAGCUUCCUAACAAGUUAUUCUUUUUGAGGAAAAGCUUCCUAAUAAGUUACAACACCAUAUAUGUACUUUGUACAUGCACAUUGACCACACGAAUAAUCACAAAAUCUAUUCCAUUUUGAAA